Messenger RNA from Lagenorhynchus albirostris (white-beaked dolphin), 1467 nucleotides. It is a transcript of the gene ACTL6B, whose product is annotated as actin like 6B. The coding region runs from base 1 to 1281 and encodes 426 amino acids. Gene Ontology annotation, biological process: regulation of transcription by RNA polymerase II; nervous system development. The record is from RefSeq and is a predicted model, not a curated record. The transcript is spliced from 14 exons. Lineage: Eukaryota; Metazoa; Chordata; Mammalia; Artiodactyla; Delphinidae. Gene Ontology annotation, cellular component: SWI/SNF complex; NuA4 histone acetyltransferase complex. Gene Ontology annotation, molecular function: chromatin binding.
AUGAGCGGGGGCGUCUACGGCGGAGAUGAGGUGGGGGCGCUGGUCUUUGACAUUGGCUCCUUCUCAGUCCGCGCUGGGUACGCUGGGGAGGACUGCCCCAAGGCUGACUUUCCCACCACAGUGGGGCUGCUGGCCGCGGAGGAGGGGGGCGGGCUGGAGUUGGAGGGGGAGAAGGAGAAGAAAGGGAAGAUCUUUCACAUCGACACCAAUGCCCUCCACGUGCCUCGGGAUGGAGCAGAGGUCAUGUCACCCCUCAAGAAUGGCAUGAUCGAGGACUGGGAGUGCUUCCGUGCGAUCCUGGAUCACACCUACAGCAAACACGUCAAGUCUGAGCCAAAUCUACACCCAGUGCUCAUGUCCGAGGCCCCGUGGAACACACGGGCCAAGCGGGAGAAGCUGACGGAGCUGAUGUUCGAGCAGUACAACAUUCCUGCCUUCUUCUUGUGCAAGACAGCUGUGCUUACUGCCUUUGCAAAUGGACGCUCCACAGGUCUGGUGCUGGACAGUGGGGCCACCCACACCACGGCCAUUCCAGUGCACGAUGGCUACGUCCUGCAGCAAGGCAUUGUCAAGUCACCCCUGGCAGGGGACUUCAUCUCCAUGCAGUGCCGAGAGCUCUUCCAGGAAAUGGCAAUUGAUAUCAUCCCGCCUUACAUGAUCGCAGCCAAGGAGCCCGUACGGGAGGGCGCCCCCCCAAACUGGAAGAAGAAGGAGAAGUUACCCCAGGUUUCCAAGUCCUGGCAUAACUACAUGUGCAAUGAGGUGAUCCAGGACUUCCAGGCCUCCGUGCUGCAGGUCUCGGACUCCCCCUAUGAUGAGCAGGUGGCUGCGCAGAUGCCCACAGUGCACUACGAGAUGCCCAACGGCUACAACACAGACUAUGGUGCGGAGCGACUCCGCAUCCCUGAGGGCCUGUUUGAUCCCUCCAAUGUCAAGGGCCUUUCGGGGAACACCAUGCUAGGUGUGGGCCACGUGGUGACCACCAGCAUCGGCAUGUGCGACAUUGACAUUCGCCCGGGCCUGUACGGCAGUGUCAUUGUCACUGGUGGGAACACGCUGCUCCAAGGCUUCACUGACAGGCUCAAUCGAGAGCUUUCCCAGAAGACUCCACCGAGCAUGAGACUGAAGCUCAUCGCCAGCAACAGCACCAUGGAGCGCAAGUUCAGCCCCUGGAUCGGGGGCUCCAUCCUGGCCUCACUGGGCACUUUCCAGCAAAUGUGGAUCUCCAAGCAGGAAUAUGAGGAGGGCGGGAAGCAGUGUGUGGAGCGGAAGUGCCCCUGAGGGCGCCCGCUCCCCGUCCACAGGCCCGCCUGCAGCGGUGGGGGAGGGAACGCGAACGCAAGGAGAUGGUUUCCCCCACCUCUGCUCCGCCAGCGCAGACCGAAGCCCCCAACGCUCCCAGCGCCCGCUUUUCUUCCCUUCCCCACUCGUCCUCUUAGAUUGUGAUGUUUCUGGGUUGAAAGGAGU